Messenger RNA from Oryctolagus cuniculus (rabbit), 8140 nucleotides. The record is from RefSeq and is a predicted model, not a curated record. Lineage: Eukaryota; Metazoa; Chordata; Mammalia; Lagomorpha; Leporidae.
CACAGUGAGGCGGGCGCCACGCUGGCUCGUGCUCCUGACUGUGUGACCUGCUCUCCUCUGUCUCAAGGGCUUUCUGGUCUCCCCCUUGCCCUUGGCACUCUGACAGUUUGGGACUUGCCUUCCACAGGGCUCUGCGUUCCUCCCUCGAGGAGCCCAUCCAUCUAGACGCUUGAGUGUCUCCGUUCUGGGACAUUUUCCUUGUUUGAUGUCAGGUUUCCUGAACUGAUCCUCCGAGCCUCUUGCUUUUCUCUCCUUUUUACUCCCCCCUGAUUUCAAUCCACAGCUCUUCCACUGGGCUUGGUAAGCGCUGGCCCUCAGUUUUCCUUCCCCCGUGCUUCUCCGUGUUUUGACUGUCCGUUUUCCAUGGCGUCUUCGUAAAGACGCCAGGCAAGCAGGGUCAGGGGUGUGUGAACGUGCUCUGGGCCCCUCCCUGUGUCCCUGCCGGCCCCUGGGAGCCACCUCUGAGGUCCCUCAUGGCUUCUCCAGUGUGGACACUGGUGCUGCUGGUGGGUGGCCUGCGCCACGUGGCUGCCUCUGAUAGACCAAGCGCACAGAACCAGAAGUCUCUGGAAUGGAAGGUGAUACCUCACGGCUCGAGGGGCAACUCUGUUCUCACCCAGUGUGAUUUUGAGGAUAACUCCAAACCCCUCUGUGACUGGUCCCAAGUAUCUGCAGACGACGGGGACUGGAUUCGAGCCAGUGGGCCCUCCCUGACUGGCACUACCGGGCCCCCCGGAGGGUACCCCAAUGGAGAUGGCUACUACCUGCACAUGAAUUCCAGCCACUUCCCCCAGGGCGGGGUGGCUCGCCUGCGCAGCCCUGACCUGUGGGAGCAAGGCCCCCUCUGCGUACACUUCGCCUACCACAUGUUCGGGCUGUCCUGGGGCGCACAGCUGCGGCUGCUGCUGCUGGCCGGCAACCAGGGCAAACGCCCCAGUGUGCUCUGGAAACACGUGAACACCCAGAGCCCCUCCUGGAUGCCCACCGCGGUCACCAUGCCCGCGGAGCUCGCCCUGCCCAGCCGGCUCAUAUUCGAGGGGACCAGGGGCAACACCGCCUACCUGGACAUCGCUCUGGAUGCCCUCUCCAUCCACCGGGGCACCUGCAAUCACAUCUGCGUGACACAAAUGUGCAACUUUGACACCCUCAACGACCUCUGCGGCUGGAGCUGGGUCCCCACCGCCUCCGGGGCCAAGUGGACCCAGAAGAAGGGGUCAUCGGGGCAGCCAGGCGUGGGGCCUCAGGAUGACUUCUCCAACCCUGGCAAUGGCUUCUACAUGCUCCUGGACCCCAAGAACGCAAAGCCGCGGCAGAAAUCUGUCCUCCUGAGCCCCCUGAGCCAGUCGGCCGGCUGCCUGACCCUCUCCUUCCACUACACCCUCUGGGGCCAGUCUCCUGGGGCAGCCCUCAGCGUCCUCGCUUCAGUCUUGGGAAGCAUCCGGAAACACACCCUCUUCUCCGGGCAGCCCAGCCCCAACUGGCAGCCUGUGUCUGUCAAUUAUUCGGGACCAGGACAGAUACAGUUCACUGUGGUGGGCGUGUUUGGAGAUGUCCCAGAGCCGGCUGUGGCGGUGGAUGCCAUCAGCAUUGCUCCCUGUGGGGAGAGCUUUCCCCAGUGUGUCUUUGAAGAUGCAGCCCACCCCUUCUGUGACUGGCUGCAGGCAUCUGAGGAUGGUGGACGCUGGGCCUGGACUGAUAAAGAUAUGCUGGCCCAGGAAAGAAGCCUCAUGAGAGAGUCCCCUCACACAGGGCACCACUACAUCUACCUGGAGGCUGACAAGUUCUCCCGGCCUGGGCAGUCCGUCCGGCUGGUGAGCCGGCCCUUCUGUGCCCCGGGUGACGUCUGUGUGGAGUUCAGUUACCACAUGUACGGCCUCGGGGAGGGCACCACACUUCAGUUCCUGCUGGGGAGUCCCGCAGGCAGCACCCCAGUUUCUCUCUGGAACCGUGUGGGGUCUCAGAGCCCGGACUGGCUGAAUGCCUCUGUCACCAUCCCCUCGGGACAUCAACAGCCCAUGCAGCUGGUUUUUGAGGCCAUCAGGGGCAGCAACACGGCCUUCGUUGUGGCUAUGAGUUUCAUCUUGAUCAACCAUGGGACCUGCCACGUACCUGUGCCACCAGUGAUUCCUAUCAAAACUUUAGUUAUCCCCACAGAACAGCCCACAGUCCCCGCUGAAGGUACUACCGAGCCCCCUGAAGGGACCAUCGAGCUCCCUGAAGGGACCACCAAGCUGCCUGAAGAGACCACCGAGCUGCCUGAAGAGAUCACUGAGCCCCCUAAAGAGACCACCAUCCCCACAGAACCACCCACUGUCCCCACAGAACCACCCACUGUCCCCACAGAACCACCCACUGUCCCCACAGAAAAGCCUACAGUCCUUACAGAAAAGCCCACUGUCCCCACAGAAGAGACCAGCAUCCCCACAGAACCACCCACUGUCCCCACAGAAAAGCCCACUGUUGCCACAGAACCACCCACUGUCCCCACGGAAGAGCCCACUGUUGCCACAGAAAAGCCCACUGUCCCCACUGAAGAGACCACACCCCCUACAACAGCCCGCUCCACCCUCACAUCCCUUGAACCAACCACACACACCCCAAGCACCUCUCUAACCAGUACGACCCUGAGCACCACCACCACUCCCAGUCCCACCACAGUGAGCUGCCCUGCAAAUGCCCACUAUGAGUCCUGUGCCUGCCCUGCAUCCUGCAAGCAUCCCAAGGCCAGCUGCAAGCCACCCUGCCAGCCAGGCUGCGUCUGCGAUCCCGGGCUCGUGUUUAGCAACAACAGCUGCAUCAAAGCCUCUUCCUGCCCUUGCUUGUACAACAACAACAACUACGAGCCUGAGGCAGAGUGGUUCAGCCCCAACUGCACGGAGCUUUGCCACUGCUGGCCAGGUGGUCGGAUUGAGUGCCAGAUCUCCCAGUGCAAAACACACACCAAAUGCCAGCUGAAGAAUGGCCAGUACGAAUGCCAGCCCUAUGGUACGGCCACCUGCUUUGUCUACGGAGACCCUCACUAUGUCACCUUUGAUGGGAGACACUUUGGCUUCAUGGGCAAAUGCACCUACAUCGUGGCCCAACCCUGCAGCAAGUCGACAGACUCCUUCUUCAGGGUGACGGCGAAGAAUGAGGAACGCGGACAGGAGGGCAUGUCCUGCCUGAGCAGGGUUGACGUGACCCUGUCCGAGACUGUGGUCACCUUGCUCAAGGGCAGACGCACGCUGGUCGGGGGUCAGCGAGUCACCCUCCCAGCAAUGCCUGCUAAAGGCGUCUUCCUGGGUCCGAGUGGACGGUUUGUGGAGCUGCAGACGGAUUUUGGUUUGCGGGUCAGGUGGGACGGCGACCAGCAGCUGCUUGUGACUGUGCCCAGCGCCUACUUCCAAAAGCUGUGUGGCUUGUGUGGAAACUACGACGGCCACAGCAGCAACGACAACCUGAAGGCAGACGGCCAGCCUGCUCAGAGCGAGGAGGAGCUGGGCAACAGCUGGCAGUGGGCCCAGGACGAGGACAAGGAGUGCCAGAAGAACCAGGCAAACCCCCCGUCCUGUGACACGGCCCUGCAGACAAAGAUGUCCGGGCCCCAGUUCUGUGGCCAGCUUAUGGACUCGCGCGGAGUGUUCGAGACUUGCCUGCUCCACCUGAAGGCCUCGUCCUUCUUUGACAACUGUGUGUUCGACACGUGCAACUUCCAGGGCCUGCAGCUGAUGCUGUGCGCCCACAUGUCGGCUGUGACCGCCGCCUGCCAGGACGCUGGCUAUGCCGUGAAGCCUUGGAGGGAGCCCCAGUUCUGUCCCCUGGCCUGCCCGCCCAACAGCAGAUACUCCCUGUGCACCUCGCCGUGCCCCAAAACCUGCCACACGGGGUACGUGGGCAUGUCCUGCCCAGAACAGUGCCUGGAAGGCUGCGAAUGCAACCCUGGCUUCAUCCUCAGCGGCCUGGAGUGUGUGCCCUCGGCCCAGUGUGGGUGUCUCGACCCCUCGAGGGGCUACUUCAAGGUAGGGGAGCAGUGGUUCAAGUCAGACUGCAAACAGCUCUGCAUCUGUGAAGGCAGCAACCAGAUUCGCUGCCAGCCCUGGAAGUGUGGACCCCAUGAGGUCUGUAGCCAGCAAAGUGGCAUCUAUGGGUGCCACUCGCAAGGAAGUGCCACCUGCAGUGCCUCAGGGGACCCCCACUACCUGACCUUCGAUGGAGCCCUGCACCACUUCAUGGGCACCUGCAACUACGUCCUGACCCAGCCUUGCAGGCACAGGCCCCAGGAGAACUCCUUUGUCGUGAGUGCCACCAACGAGAUCCGCGAUGGCAACUUGGAGGUCUCCUACGUCCGAGCUGUCCACGUGCAGGUCUUCAGCCUCAAAAUCUCGCUUGUCAAAGGCCACAAGGUCGUGCUGAAUGGCCGUCGGGUGGCCUUACCCGUGUGGCCCUCCCGGGGCCAGGUGACCGUUAGGCCCAGUGGCAACUUCAUGCUCCUCUACACUAACUUUGGGCUUCGUGUCCGCUAUGACGGGAACCACCUGGUAGAAGUGACGGUGCCCUCCUCGUAUGCUGGCCAGCUCUGUGGGCUGUGUGGCAACUACAACAAUAACAGCUUGGAUGACAUCCUGGGCCCAUACAAAAGGCCCGUUGGGAACUCCGUGCAGCUGGGUGCUGCCUGGAAGCUGGAGGAGGGCUCCGAAACCGGCUGCUUCCUCCAGGGCGGCAAACCCUCCAGCUGCCACGAGGACAUGGGAGACACAUGGAACAAGAACUGCGAGGUCCUCGUGAACCCCCUGGGGCCCUUCUCUCAGUGCCACAAGGUGGUGCCCCCAGAGGUCAGCUUCACCAGCUGCGUGCAUGGCCAGUGUGGGACCAAGGGCGACAGCCUGACCCUGUGCCGCUCUCUGCAGGCCUACGCAUCCCUCUGCUCCCUGGCCGGCCAGGCCAUUGCCUGGAGGACUAACACCUUCUGCCCUCUGAAGUGCCCACCCAACAGCAGUUAUAGCCCCUGUGGGAGUCCCUGCCCAGGCACCUGCCUCAGCCUGAACCACCCGAAGGACUGCCCCAUCACACUGCCCUGUGUGGAGGGCUGCGAAUGUCAGAACGGCUACAUCCUGAGCGGAACCUCCUGUGUGCCCCUCAACCAGUGUGGCUGCACCGACUCCGAGGGCUCCUACCACCUGGUCAGGGAGAGCUGGUACACAGACAACACCUGCAGCAGGCUCUGCACCUGCUCCCUGCACAACAACAUCACCUGCCGCCAAACCGCCUGCAAGCCUGGCCAGCAGUGCUGGGCCGUGGACGGGCUUCUGCGCUGCCGGGACUCGGGCAUGGGUGUGUGCCAGGUCACAGGGGACUCCCGGUACCUCAGCUUCGAUGGCAGCAGCCAUCCUCUCCAGGGUGCCUGCACGUACGUCCUGGCCAAAGUGUGUCACCCCAACAUGGACCUGCCGUUCUUCAAGGUGAGCGCCAGCAAUGAGAAGUCGUCAGCAGGCGGGACCAACGCUGUGUCCCUUCACCAGGUCUACAUAGAGUUCUCUGGCUCCCUGGUCACCCUGCAGAAGGGCAACCUCGUGCUGAUCAACGGUACCCGGGUCGCCCUCCCCGCCACCUCCCAGAUCCGGGGGCUCAACAUCAGCUCCAGCCGCACCCACACCAUCGUCAGCUUCUGGAUCGGAGCCCAGAUCAAGUUUGACGGCAAUCACGUCUUGAAGAUCACAAUCCCUGCAGCCUAUUAUGAAAAGGUCUGUGGCAUCUGCGGGAACUACAAUGGGGAGCCCGAAGACGAACUGAUGAUGCCCAGCGAUGAGCUAGCCGCCAGUGACCUUGAAUUUGUGAAGAGUUGGAAAGAUAAUAACAUUGACCCAAAUUGCCAGAAGUCCCAGGAAGGGAAAGGAAAACCCCAGGAGGAGCAGGGGCCAAGCGGGUCCAGCAAGAAGGCCAGCUGCAGCCCGGCCGACCUCCAGAAGGUGCAGGAGCAGUGCCAGGCAGCCCUGCAGACACCCGCCUGGGCCGAGUGUGCCUCCCGUGUGGACCUCAGGCCCUUCCUGCUGGACUGCAUGAACAGCCUCUGCGAGUUCCGAGGCUCCCUUCAGCCUCUCUGCAAGGCCCUGCAAGCCUUGGGGGCCGCCUGCCAGAGCAAGGGGCUCCAGCCCCCUAUCUGGAGGAACAGCAGCUUCUGCCCUCUGGCAUGCCCGGCCUACAGCACCUACACCAACUGCCUUCCCUCCUGCUCGCCUUCCUGCUUUGACCCGGAUGGCCGCUGUGAGGGCGCCAGAGCCCCUUCCAGCUGUGCGGAGGGCUGCACCUGCCAGCCUGGCUACGUGCUGAGCAAGAACAAGUGUGUGGCCAAGGACCAGUGCAGCUGCAGGGAUGCCCAGGGCGGCUCCAUCCCUUCUGGUAAGAGCUGGGUCUCCAGCGGCUGCAGCCAGAAGUGUGCCUGCACCGAGGGCAGCAUUCAGUGCCGUGCCUUCCACUGCCCCUCAAGGUCCCACUGCAAGCUCAACUCCAAUGGCAACAGCAACUGCGUGUCUGAAAAGUCAGACCAGUGCUCAAUCUUCGGGGACCCCCAUUACCGCACUUUCGACCGCUUCAGCUUCGGCUUCCGAGGCCGCAUGACCUACGUUCUGAUAAAGACGGUGGAUGAGCUCCCCGACGGGGUGGAGCGCCUGCUUGUGCAGGCGCGCAACAAGAUGUACCCGCCCUGGAACAAGGUCUUCCUGCAGGAAAUCAUCACCACUGUCUAUGGCUACAAAGUCCAGCUCCAGAGGGACCUGGUGCUUGUGGUGAACAACCAGAAGAUGGCCGUCCCCUACAAGCCCGAGGACCGCCUGCGGGUCAGCAUGCAGGGCCAGCGGCUGUUUCUGAUCACCGACUUCGAGAUGGUCGUCAGCUUCGAUGGCAGGAACGCUGCUGUGAUCACGCUGCCCAGCAUGUACCAGGGGCUGGUGCGCGGCCUGUGUGGGAACUAUGACUCGGACAGGAGAAAUGAGAUGAUGCUGCCCAAUGGCGCCAUCACCACCAACGUAGACGUCUUUGGCAACAGCUGGGAGGUGAAGACGGAGGACUCCGUGCUCCGCUUCCGCAGGGCCCUACAAGUGGAGGCAGAUGGAAAAGAGAAAGAGACAGGCUCUUACAGGUCGGAAUGCAGCCAGGAGCAGCUGGCACUCGUCAACAGCACCCAGGCCUGCAGGGUGCUGGUCGACCCACAGGGCCCCUUUGCUGCGUGUCACCAGACUGUGGCCCCAGAGCCCUUCCAGGAGCACUGCGUGUCUGAUCUGUGUGCUUCCCGGGACCCCAAAGAGCACGAGGAGUUGCGCUGCCAGGUGCUCAGUGGCUACAGCAUCACCUGCCAGGAGGCGGGCAUUGCCCUGGCCGGCUGGCGUGACCACACCCACUGUGCCAUGGUGUGUCCAGCCAACACCAUGUACCAGAGCUGCAUGACGCCCUGUCCAGAGUCCUGUGCCAACCUGGCAGCCCCCAGGGACUGUGAGGGCCCCUGUGUGGAAGGCUGCGCCAGCCUCCCAGGCUAUGCCUUCAGUGGUGCCCAGAGCCUCCCCUUGGCCAACUGCGGCUGCACCAGCAACGGCAUCUACUACCAGCUGGGCCACAGCUUCGUGACUGCGGAUUGCUCUCAGCGUUGUACCUGUGCCAGCUCGGGGGUCCUGCUGUGCGAGCCAUUCAGCUGCAGACCAGGGGAGAGCUGCACCCUGGGGAAUCUCACCCGAGGCUGCUUCCGAGAAAGCCCGUGCCUGCGGAACCCCUGUCAGAAUGAUGGGCGGUGUCGGGAGCAGGGGACCAGCUUCACCUGCGAAUGUGAACCCGGGUAUGGAGGGCACCUCUGCACGGAGCCGCGGGAUGUCCUAUUGCCCCCAAAGCCAGACACGUCCAACUUGGUGGCCAUCCUGCUGGGAAUGCUCGUGUCCCUGGUGGUCACUGUGCCUGUGCUGGCCAGAAAGUGUGUCUCCAGGAAGAGGCGGCGGUGGAGGGAGAAGACGCAGUCUGAGCCGAGAUCGGCUCCUGGGCGCAGGUGAGCAGCAGCCCCACCGCCCGGCAGCACCUUGGCAGCCUGGAGCCCAGCCUGCUUCCGAGCCAGGUGUCCUCAAAGGUGCCCAGUUCUGAGUUGUCUCAGACAAGGAGAAGCAAUAAAAUCACUUAUUUUUGA